GGAAGUCUAGCGCGAGUACAUAGCAAAACAAGGACAUCCUCAGACUGAAGGGACCCGGCAUCCCUUAACAAGAGUCCCGCUGACAAGCCUCUGCCCCUCUGACAAGGUGCUGAGCCAAUGCCGACUGAUCUCUGAGAGCGGGACAGAGACUGCGAGACACCCCAAUGCUCUGGGGAGUGACUUCUCACUGAGUGGAGCUGACACACUGCGCUGAAGCAAACAAGCAGACAGCCGCAAGCCUGGAACCAACAGGUAGAGCUGACAGAGACUGCAGAAUCAGCAGAGCAGCGAGACUGGAUCCUGCCGCGAGUGGAGCUGACAAGAGAAGGAGCAGCCCAGUCGCUAUACUGGAUCUGACAAGUGGAGCUGACAGGCCGGGGGGCAGCCGCACAGCCCUGUCCGGGAUGAACCUGGAGGUGUUUACACGCACAGGCUUUGUAGACAAGGUGUGUCCUAGUGACCAGGAGGGUAGUUUGGCGUCGCCUCUCUCGAGUCGUGGAGACGAACUGGGGUCAGACGGGGACUUUGUAGCCAACAGCCCGAAUCAUGCCCUCUGUCCCAGAGAUUCCGAAAUGGACACUGACACCGGUAGCCUUGUGGGGGAUGAAGAUGAUGUAGUGGAAGAAGAGGAGGUCAACUCAGAGAGAAAUGUGGGGUCGGGAGAUGCUUCUGACCAAUGCAGAGUACAGAUUGUAGAAGGGGGCAAAGCAAAGACUUACACCCGCCGACCCAAGCCCCCCUACUCUUACAUCGCACUCAUAGCCAUGGCUAUUAAGGACUCAGCCAGUGGGCGCCUGACACUUGCAGAGAUCAAUGACUAUCUGAUGAAGAAAUUCCCCUUCUUCAGGGGCAGCUACACUGGCUGGAGGAACUCUGUGCGACACAAUCUUUCCCUCAAUGACUGUUUCGUCAAAGUUCUACGGGACCCAUCCCGACCUUGGGGCAAAGAUAAUUACUGGAUGCUGAACCCAAACAGUGAGUACACCUUUGCAGACGGGGUCUUCAGACGCAGAAGGAAGCGACUGAACAGGGUCACCAAGUGCCUCAAAGAGCAGGAUCUGCAAGGACUUGCAGAACAGCAGCACCAAAUGAUGAACCCAACAAAAACAAGCCAAAGCUCUUCUCCCUCAUCAAGCCGGCUGAUCAUGUCACCUUCAGCACCACCAUCAUCUUCUACAAACUCCUCCUCCAGCAGGUCUACCAGAGAAACCAGCUCAGGGACCAAGUUCUCCAGCUCCUUUGCAAUUGAAAGUAUCUUGAGUAAACCUUUCCAGAGGAGAGAAAGUGAACCAGAUCCAAGAUCAUUAAGUGGAAGGAUUCUGUGGCCAACAGGUGCUUUGCUGCAUUCUCUCUCCUCUGCUCCUUCUUAUCCUAUUGUACCUUAUACCCCAUCCACUGCAUUGGCUGCCCCAUCUGCUUUGUACCCUAUUAGCCCCCUUGCUAGCAAUGCAUCCUCCUUGCACUUACAACUCUACAGAUACUGCAAGCCUGAAGCCUUGCUACUGCUAAUGGAUCACAGGAGUGAGGGGCAUUUGUCACCAGACCCAAGAGAUGAUCAGUUGUCUCAUCGUACUCCUUCCCACCACCCCCAUCUUUUCUCACCUACCAAGACUCUCUCAGAACAUCUAGGGAACCCUGAGCUCUUGCGCACCCUGCGUACUGCAGGUGCCUAUCAUCCUUAUCGACAUGAGACAUUGCUAGCAUGACAAUGAAGGGAGGGGGAAGGUAUAUGUUAGUUUGUAGCACCCUCUAAAACCUGCUCUUGCCUUUGUCAAUGUAAGUGCCUUUUUUCAAAUAGGAGUGUUGUGACAGAAUUUCCACUGUAUGUAUACUGGUAAUACAAGAGGGGGAAAAUAUGUUACCUUAUUUGGCUGUUAUUAUGCAAUGUUACUGACACCAUUUCAGACUGGCAUGUGUAUACUUCUUAAUAGACACUCAUUCAUGAUUGAUUUCACUGCCAGGAUGAUUUCUUUGUAUAGCCAAUCCAACUGAUAUUUGCCAACAACAUCCCCUGUGAAGGUAUAUAGAAAACUUGUACUUUUAGCUGAUCCAAAGAACAGGCUUGAGAAUCGCCAAUGGAUCCAGAUAACGGACAAGCAAUCCUUGGCAACCCAGCUAUUGAAGUACAACCCCCAGCAUCUUUCCUGCUCAGUUUGUAAAGUCAAUUUAGGUGUUGUUACUAUGCAACAACUGAUGUGCUGGAGGUUCCCUAUGCCUGAUCUAGAGUUGCACUGAACUGUUAAUGUAAUCAUAGCAGUGUCCUUCAAAAAAAACACAGAUCUAUAGUACUCCUUGUAUCCUAUUAGUGUGGCUGUGCCACAAACUCUGCACUGGUCUAUUUCUUCUUUCCUAGAGGUGUGAAAAUUACCUUUAACUGCACUUUUUCCUUAAAAAAAAAAAAAAAAAGAUAUACAAUAUAUCAGCUUUCUUUAUAUUUUUGUGAUGUAAUACAGGGUAUUUGUGCCUAUUCUAGAAAUAUUUUAAGAGGUUAAGGAUUUAUAAUGCAAUUUCUUGAAAUUCCCACAGCAUAAAAUUACCUCGACUUCAGCCAGUUUUCCUGGUUGUUACUUUUAGUUUAACAUUUAUAUAUUUCAGGUGUUUUUUUCUGCCAUUCUUGAAAUGCCAAGUACAGUGCCUACUGUAUCAAGUAGGCAUGCUAUUUUAGGACUAUUCUCUAUGUAUACUGUAUUGCACUGUUCCAAUAUAGUGAGAGAUUCACACAAUCCCAGGUCAUUUCUACUGUAGACACAGGCAUUUCUGUGCCAAAAAUGAUUAAAGCAAACUGUCUGUGUCUUAAAUUAUUUAUAGUUUUUAUAAAGCAAUCUUUAAUGACAGAUGGCUACUUAUUGAUUGUGGCCCAAAUUAAAUCUUUAAAAAUAUAUAUAAAAGCUCGAAUCGAGCUAGAGUAUAGAUUAAUUACUGACAAGAUUUUGUAUUUCAGAAAAAAAAUGCAUAAACACUGCCAACAUUGAGCAGAUUUUUGUCUUUUUGUAUUUGUGUUUUUAUAUGUGUAUUUUAUUGAACUGUGCUAUACUGCUUAUUUUAAAAUAAAAUUGUUGGGAAAAAAAAGGUUUU
This is a messenger RNA of Xenopus laevis (African clawed frog), 3075 nucleotides long. It is a transcript of the gene foxq1.L, whose product is annotated as forkhead box Q1 L homeolog. The transcript has a single exon. Gene Ontology annotation, biological process: cell differentiation; animal gross anatomical part developmental process; regulation of DNA-templated transcription. Gene Ontology annotation, molecular function: sequence-specific DNA binding; DNA binding; RNA polymerase II cis-regulatory region sequence-specific DNA binding. Gene Ontology annotation, cellular component: nucleus. NCBI's taxonomy places the organism in Eukaryota, Metazoa, Chordata, Amphibia, Anura, Pipidae. The coding region runs from base 405 to 1706 and encodes 433 amino acids. The record is from RefSeq and is a predicted model, not a curated record.